Messenger RNA from Solanum dulcamara, 1120 nucleotides. Its product is annotated as chlorophyll a-b binding protein 8, chloroplastic. Gene Ontology annotation, biological process: response to light stimulus; photosynthesis, light harvesting in photosystem I. Gene Ontology annotation, cellular component: chloroplast thylakoid membrane; plastoglobule. The transcript is spliced from 3 exons. The record is from RefSeq and is a predicted model, not a curated record. NCBI's taxonomy places the organism in Eukaryota, Viridiplantae, Streptophyta, Magnoliopsida, Solanales, Solanaceae. Bases 131 to 952 code for a protein of 273 amino acids.
CAAAAUACUUUGUCACCUUAUUUGCCACCUUUUGUAUUUAAUUUAUUCUUGUGGAGCUAAGUGUUUAUUAUUCUUCAUUUCCAUAGCAUCCAAAAAAACAAAAACAAAACAAAAAUAGAGAAGAAAAACUAUGGCAACUCAAGCAUUGAUUUCUUCAUCAUCAAUUAGCACUUCAGCUGAGGCUGCAAGACAAAUUCUUGGAUCAAGAAAUUCACAAUCUGUUAAUAGAAAAGCUUCUUUUGUUGUAAGGGCUGCUUCCACUCCACCAGUAAAGCAAGGAGCAAAUAGGCAACUCUGGUUUGCAUCCAAGCAAAGCCUUUCAUACUUGGAUGGCAGUCUUCCUGGUGACUAUGGUUUUGAUCCCUUGGGACUCUCGGACCCCGAGGGCACAGGAGGUUUCAUCGAGCCGAAAUGGCUAGCGUAUGGCGAGGUCAUCAACGGGCGGUUCGCCAUGUUAGGAGCAGUAGGGUCAAUAGCACCAGAGAUUCUUGGAAAAGCUGGCCUCAUCCCACAAGAAACAGCACUUGCAUGGUUCCAAACUGGUGUAAUCCCACCAGCAGGAACAUACAACUAUUGGGCUGACAACUACACAUUGUUUGUCCUUGAGAUGGCACUCAUGGGCUUUGCUGAGCACAGGAGAUUCCAAGAUUGGGCCAAGCCUGGUUCAAUGGGGAAACAAUACUUCUUGGGCCUUGAAAAGGGAUUGGGUGGGUCAGGUGAUCCAGCAUACCCUGGUGGCCCAUUGUUCAACCCACUUGGAUUUGGAAAAGAUGAGAAGUCCAUGAAGGAGUUGAAACUCAAGGAAAUUAAGAAUGGAAGACUUGCUAUGCUGGCUAUUUUGGGAUAUUUUAUUCAAGCAUUGGUCACUGGUGUUGGACCAUACCAAAACCUUCUUGAUCAUUUGGCUGAUCCAGUAAACAACAAUGUCUUGACCAGUCUCAAGUUCCACUAAACUAAGUAGCAAAGCAAUCCACUCUUUUCUUCCAAAUCUCCCCCCUCCCUUCUCUUAUGUGUAAUGUAACAUUAUGUGCAGAUUAAUAUUUUUCAUGUCAUCUGUAAUGCUAAAACAAGGGACAUGUGAUUUUAAAGGCUUGAUAUAUAUUUUUAGAGUUUUUAGCAA